AUGAACUGUGAGUUUCGAUUUCCUGGUUUUGGUGCAGAGAUCAACAAGAGUCUCUUAGCCCUGAGGGAGUGCAUCAGGGCCCUGGGACAGAACAAGGCUCACACCCCAUUCCGUGAGAGCAAGCUGACACAGGUGCUGAGAGACUCCUUCAUCGGGGAGAACUCUAGGACUUGCACGAUUGCCAUGAUCUCACCGGGCAUAAGCUCCUGUGACUAUACUUUAAACACACUGAGAUAUGCAGACAGGGUCAAGGAGCUAAGCCCCCACAGUGGGCCCAGUGGAGAACAGUCGAUUCAAAUGGAAAUAGAAGAGAUGGAAGCCUGCUCUAACGGGACACUGAUUCCAGGCAAUUUAUCCAAGGAAGAAGAACAACUGUCUUCCCAGUUGUCCAGUUUUAAUGAAGCCAUGACUCAGAUCAGGGAGCUGGAGGAGAGGGCCGUGGAAGAGCUCAAGGAGAUCAUACAGCAAGGACCAGGCUGGCUUGAGCUCUCUGAGAUGACUGAGCAGCCGGACUAUGACCUGGAGAAUUUUGUAAACAAAGCGGAAUCUGCUCUGGCCCAGCAAGCCAAACACUUCUCAGCCCUGCAAGAUGUCAUCAAGGCCUUGCGCCUGGCCAUGCAGCUGGAAGAGCAGGCUAGCAGACAAAUAAGCCUUGUCACCCUCAAGGGAGGAAGGAGCUCUUAGUCACCUUUUCAUGUUGCCCUUCUUUCCAUCGUGGGGAAUGCUCUCAGCAUAGAGCCUUCUCAGCAGUGGACUGGCUGCUGGUGGAGGGCUCCCUGGGGUUGUCCUGGCUCUGGGGAGAGAAACGGAGCCUUUAGUCCAGCGCUCUGCUGGCUCUAAACCUUCUACACCUUUGGUCUACACCUUUGGCACUGUAUGUCUUGUACUUUAAAAAUAUUUUUCUGAGACCUCUUUCUACCUUACUGUCUUCCUACAGAUCCAAGAGGAUCCCUAUUGUUUUGUUUUAUGUGUUUAUACAUUGUAACAAUAAAGAGAA
Messenger RNA from Callithrix jacchus (white-tufted-ear marmoset), 997 nucleotides. The record is from RefSeq and is a predicted model, not a curated record. Lineage: Eukaryota; Metazoa; Chordata; Mammalia; Primates; Cebidae.